Messenger RNA from Silurus meridionalis, 3215 nucleotides. RefSeq names its product WASP family member 3b (gene wasf3b). NCBI's taxonomy places the organism in Eukaryota, Metazoa, Chordata, Actinopteri, Siluriformes, Siluridae. Bases 169 to 1602 code for a protein of 477 amino acids. Gene Ontology annotation, molecular function: Arp2/3 complex binding; actin binding; protein kinase A regulatory subunit binding. Gene Ontology annotation, biological process: actin cytoskeleton organization; positive regulation of Arp2/3 complex-mediated actin nucleation. Gene Ontology annotation, cellular component: SCAR complex; cytoskeleton. The transcript has 9 exons. The record is from RefSeq and is a predicted model, not a curated record.
CGCGAAGUCCCGCCCCGGAGCGGAUUGUUUGGAGCGGUCACUCCCGGGGGGCUGAUGGAGGACAGAGCAGGAUGGCAGCCGGACUCAGGGCCAUGUGUAGGAGCUGAAGUGUUUGGAGAAAUCCAGUGUAGGUUCCAUCAGGCUGUGUGAGUGUGGAGACGAAGAGCCAUGCCACUAUUGAAGAGGAACAUCGAGCCCCGGCAUCUGUGCCGCGGCGCACUGCCCGAGGGCAUCGGCAGUGAGCUGGAGUGUGUUAUGAACAACACGCUCUCUGCCAUCAUUCGCCAGCUCAGUAGUCUCAGUAAGCAUGCGGAGGACAUAUUUGGCGAGCUGUUUCACGAGGCCAACUUGUUUUAUCUGCGCACGAACUCCCUGCAGGAUCGCAUUGAUCGGCUCGCCGUCAAGGUCACCCAGCUGGAUUCCACCGUGGAGGAGGUCUCUCUGCAGGACAUCAACAUGAGGAAGGCCUUUAAAAGUUCUACAGUACAGGACCAGCAGGUGGUGUCCAAGAGCAGCGUCCCAAUCCCUGUGAAAGAUAUGCACGAGCUGAGUGACCCUCCUCCCCCGCUCAACAUCCUCUCACCUUACAGAGACGAUAAUAAGGAAGGGCUGAAAUUUUACACGGACCCCUCGUACUUCUUUGACCUGUGGAAGGAGAAGAUGCUGCAGGACACAGAGGACAAGAGGAAAGAGAAAAGACGGCAGAAGGAACAGAAGCGCUGCGUGGACGGCACGCUGCAGAGAGAAGUGAAGAAGGUGCGAAAGGCUCGUAACCGGCGUCAGGAGUGGAACAUGAUGGCCUUCGAUAAGGAGCUGAGGCCCGACCUGCGGCACGGCCACACGGUGCACAGAGCCGGAUCAUCUGAGAGCUCCAUGUCGCCAGAACACAGGUCUCAUGGCCAAGACCACCUGGACCAUGGCUAUCUGGCCAUGUCAAACAAUGCAGGCCACGCCCACACGUACUCCGGCCCUCCCCCCAGCAUGGCGGCCCUCUCGGCUCAUGCCCACAUGGAGCAGGAAUACCGGACGGGGUCUAUGGUGUACCGCUCAGGCACACUGGGUCGUCCACAUCAGGCCCCACCCCCUCCGCCACCCACAGAACGUAUGAAUGGCUCCAUGCCGCUCCCACCAAUGGACUACAGCAGUAUGGAUUACAUGAACUCAAGUCCACCCCCACCACCCCCAGCACCUCUCAUUCCAUCAUCCCCAGCUGCCUUCGCUAUGCCCCCUCUGGGUCUAUCUCCAGGCCCAGCCACCAUAGGCACAGGUUACAUCUUAUCCUCUUCACCUGCCUCUGGAUCACUGGCUGCUCCUCCUCCACCAGGGCCACCUCCUCCUCCACCUAACGGUACCCAGCUAAUCACACCCAAACGGCCACCAGCGCCACCUGAAGCCCUGCCCACGACCGACGCCCGCAGUGACCUGCUAGCAGCCAUACGCAUGGGUAUCCAGCUGAAGAAGGUGCAGGAGCAGCAGGAGCAGCAGGCAAAGCGGGAGCCGGUGGGGAAUGACGUGGCCACCAUUCUGUCCCGCCGCAUAGCGGUGGAAUACAGCGACUCCGAGGAUGACUCUGAGUUAGAGGAUAAUGACUGGUCUGACUAGAAACACACUCUCCUUCGACCGCCGUAACACUGCAGUAUCUACAGUACAGAGAUGUGCAGAAGUCAAAAGUCUGGACCUGAUCGAAUGUGCUCAUCUGCUGAAAAGGCUUCAUUUUGAAGUACAAAUUAAUCAUUGAUUUUAUUUUUCCGGAAGCUAGGAUUCUAUCCAUCUGAAAAGGAAGUAUAUUUAGAAUGAAAACGUGAAGACUUGAGUGCUCAAGGAAGGCUGGAUGUCUCUUGUGCCUUCGUAUUGAUAGCGAUUUGUAUAAUAAUGCAGGGUAAUAUUUACAUUUAUGGCAUUUUAUCAGGCACCCUUUUCCAGAGGCUCUUACAAUUACCGUAUUUUACAUCCGAAACAGCUAAGGGCCUUGCUCAAGGGCCCAGAACUGACAGCUUGGUUAGGAUUUGAACUGACAACCUUUCGAUCAGAAGUCGAGUGUACUGAUCACAGAAUUAACAUUAUUAGAUUUAUAGUCAGGGUUAACGAAUAAACAAAUACAUUUCUGCAUAAUUAUAAUAAAUCGACCCACAUGACAUCAAGUAUUUUAGCCAAACUCCCUCGUUUAAUUCUCAUUCGUCUAAAAUUAGCUGAAUGAUAAGAUAAAUUAGCUGGAGCAGCGAUUAAGGGGUCCAAGCACGAUGCAGGGGACUGGCGAUGACGAAUCGAAAUGAUCACGAAGUAAUUCACUGGCACAUGUUUCCACUUGGUGAGAGCAUGAAUUCGAGUUUCCUAAAUCAUCCUCCAGAUGAUUAAUUAAUUAAUCUCUGAAAAGUCAAUGGAGACGAUUCUGGUCGUUGCGGUCAGUUUGCAUGGAAUUAGCGAUUUCUGUAUGUAUGUAAGAGAUGGGAUGUACUAUGAUGUACUCAUUUGAAUAUACAAGGUUCCUACGCAUUUAGGAAAAAGCCCAUCCUCCUCCGCCUACCGCCCACCCUCCUCCGCCCAACGCCCACCCUACUCCUUUCGCAGCCGGGUUUGUGAGCUUCCAUGGCAGAGUGCUUUAUACCUAUCUCUACAACUGAACACCUAUAGGGGGGGUUGAGGGCCUUGCUCAAAGGCCCAAAAGUGGCAGCCUGGUAUGGCCAGGACUUAAAGCCACAGAACCCAAGGGAUCAAAAGCCCAGUAACUUAACCACUAGGCUACCAUUUUCUUAACGCAUGAUAUAUUUGGAUCUUACAAAUCAUUAUGUUAAAUAUGAUCUAAAAAUCUUUAGGGAAAUCUGCAUAUUUAAGUCUGGAAAAGUUUUUUGUAAUUAAAUAAUAAAAAUGUGUAGGAGCCCUGAAUAUAGAGUAAAUGUGUUUACUGUUCCUCAAGUGUAUUUACACUCGAGACGACAACAGGAUUUUAACAAACAGUUUAGACAGGAUGUUACCCAGGGUCAUUUCUGGAUGUUAAUAUCUCAAAACAGUGGAAUAAUGUUGAAUGGUUUGGACUUUUUUUUACACGUAAUAACGGCCAUAAUGUAAAACACUGCAAUCAUUGGAAUAAUAUUGGUUUAAUGAUUCUGUGAAAAAAUGCAUGUACAGUUUACACAAAUGCCCGGUGCUUGUUUGGUAUGUUUGGUAUGUCGGCUCAUUUGGUGCUUGGACCCCUAAUAAAAAAUGGCGCAUCUGAA